AUGAAAAAGGAAUUUCUUGACUCAACAAGAUCAUCGCCAUUUCCAGAUGAAGUACUGGAACGAGUUCUUUCUCUCUUGAAAUCACACAAGGAUCGUAGCGCAGUUUCUUUAGUGUGCAAGGAUUGGUACAACGCGGAGAGCUGGUCAAGAACUAAUGUUUUUAUAGGAAACUGCUAUUCAGUCUCUCCUGAAAUUGUUGCACGUAGAUUUCCAAGAAUUAAGGGUGUUACUCUUAAAGGGAAGCCAAGAUUUUCUGAUUUUAAUCUGGUGCCUGAAAAUUGGGGAGCUGAUGUUCAUCCUUGGCUUGUAGUUUUUGCAACAAAGUAUCCGUUUUUGGAAGAGUUAAGGCUUAAGAGAAUGGCUGUUAGUGAUGAAAGUUUAGAGUUUUUGGCUGUUAACUUUCCUAAUUUUAAGGUUCUUUCUCUUUUGAGUUGUGAUGGGUUUAGCACUGAUGGGCUUGCUGCUAUUGCCACUCAUUGCAAGAGUUUGACUCAGCUUGACAUACAAGAGAAUGGCAUCGAUGACAAGAGUGGUAGCUGGUUAAGCUGCUUCCCUGAAAACUUCUCAUCAUUGGAAGUGCUAAACUUUGCCAACCUGAAUACUGAUAUCAAUUUUGAUGCACUUGAGAGACUUGUAAAUAGGUGCAAGUCACUCAAGGUUCUGAAGGUCAACAAAAGUAUUUCCUUGGAACACCUACAAAGGCUGCUAGUUGUUGCUCCACAAUUAACAGAGCUUGGUACUGGUUCAUUCACACCAGAGCUUACAGCUCGCCAAUAUGCUGAGCUUGAAAGUGCAUUUAACCAGUGCAAGAAUUUAAAUACCCUCUCUGGUUUAUGGGAGGCAACAGCACUAUAUUUACCAGUUCUCUACCCUGCCUGUUCAAACUUGACGUUCUUAAACUUGAGCUAUGCUUUUCUGCAAAGUCUUGAACUUGCUAGUCUUCUUCGUCAGUGUCCACAUCUUCGACGCCUCUGGGUCCUGGACACCGUGGGGGACAAAGGGCUGGAGGCUGUUGGAUCCAACUGUCCAUUGCUUGAGGAGCUCCGUGUCUUCCCCGCUGAUCCCUUUGAUGAGGAAAUUAUCCAUGGGGUGACUGAAGCAGGGUUUGUUGCUGUGUCUUAUGGAUGUCGGAGACUCCACUAUGUUCUCUACUUUUGCCGGCAGAUGACUAAUGCUGCAGUAGCAACCAUUGUUCAGAACUGCCCUGAUUUCACCCACUUUCGUCUUUGCAUAAUGAAUCCAGGCCAACCGGAUUACUUGACAAAUGAACCUAUGGACGAGGCUUUUGGGGCAGUGGUGAGGACUUGCACUAAACUACAGAGGCUUUCUGUUUCAGGUCGCUUGACUGACCUGACAUUUGAGUAUAUUGGGCAGUAUGCCAAAAAUCUGGAAACUCUGUCUGUGGCUUUUGCUGGCAGGAGUGAUAGGGGGAUGCAAUGUGUGCUGGAAGGUUGUCCAAAGUUGAGGAAACUCGAGAUAAGGGACUGCCCAUUUGGAAAUGCAGCUCUUCUUUCAGGUUUGGAGAAGUAUGAGUCAAUGAGAUCACUUUGGAUGUCAGCCUGCAAUGUAACAAUGAAUGGCUGUCAGUCAUUGGCAAGGCAGAUGCCCAGAUUGAAUGUGGAAGUAAUGAAAGAGGAUGGAAGUGAUGACUUUCAGGCUGAUAAAGUUUAUGUUUACCGUUCUGUUGCGGGGCCAAGAAGAGAUGCCCCACCUUGUGUACUCACUCUCUCAGGUUUAUAG
This is a messenger RNA of Dovyalis caffra, 1740 nucleotides long. Lineage: Eukaryota; Viridiplantae; Streptophyta; Magnoliopsida; Malpighiales; Salicaceae. The record is from the annotation of a GenBank genome assembly.